Messenger RNA from Periconia digitata, 1251 nucleotides. Lineage: Eukaryota; Fungi; Ascomycota; Dothideomycetes; Pleosporales; Periconiaceae. The record is from the annotation of a GenBank genome assembly.
AUGGUCCCAAGGACUGUUCCGAGGCCGUUUGGCCUGAAAACUUCAAGUCUUGUUCAUUAUCGCUUAUUCGGUACCGUUGUUACAACGCCCAUAUCACCCGUAUCCCAACAACAAACACCACUACAAACCCCAAUCUCGAGUUCUUCAUUCGACAAUGCCAUCAAUGCCACGGGUCCGAGGACAACGUGGACGAGGGAACAGAUCGCUGAGAUCUACAACAAGCCGCUAAUUGAUCUUACAUUCGCUGCUGCUUCUGUCCAUCGUCGUUUCCAUAAUCCUGCCGCGAUCCAGAUGUGCACUUUAAUGAACAUCAAAACUGGGGGUUGCAGCGAAGACUGUAGCUACUGUGCCCAAUCAUCUCGGUACAACACUGGCCUCAAAGCCACCAAGAUAGUGGAUGUCGAAUCCGUGCUAGAAGCUGCCAGAGUCGCCAAAGAGAAUGGUAGCUCUCGUUUCUGUAUGGGCGCUGCCUGGCGCGACAUGCGUGGUCGAAAAACGAAUCUCAAGAACAUCAAGGAGAUGGUCAAGGGUGUACGAUCUCUGGGGAUGGAAGCUUGCGUCACACUCGGCAUGAUCAAUGCUGAGCAAGCAAAGGAGCUCAAAGAUGCCGGUCUAACGGCCUAUAACCACAACCUGGACACGUCAAGAGAGCACUAUCCCAGUGUCAUCACCACUCGGUCCUAUGAUGAACGCCUGGCUACAAUCGGCAACGUUCAGAACGCUGGAAUCCACGUCUGUACUGGCGGCAUUCUCGGGUUAGGUGAAAAGCCCGAAGACCAUGUUGGUCUCAUUCACACCGUGGCAACUCUACCAGCUCAUCCGGAGUCAUUUCCUGUGAACGCACUUGUACCUAUUAAAGGAACACCCCUUGGCGAAAGCCAGGCUAUCUCAUUCGACACCAUCCUUCGUACCAUUAGUACCGCUCGUCUUGUCUUGCCGACCACCAUCAUUCGCCUCGCCGCCGGUAGGCACACCAUGCGCGAAGAGAAGCAAAUGAUGUGUUUUAUGGCCGGGGCUAACGCUGUCUUCACUGGCGAGAAAAUGUUGACGACUGCGUGUAAUGGCUGGGAGGAAGAUAAGGCAAUGUUUGAAAAAUGGGGAUUAAGACCUAUGGAGAGCCAUGAAACCGUUGGAGGACAGCAGGAGCUUUCACGGGAGCAGGGGGGUGGCGUACAAAAUGAGCCGGAAUUUGCGUUGGGGAGUACGGAAUCCCCUAGGCCGUCUCAGGCUGCAAGUGCUACGAUCCUAUAG